CCGGGGGUGUCGGUAGGUGAAUUUGGUAGAAGGGAGAAUAUGAACGGACGAACAGUAACGCUAUAAAAUAAAAUACUAUUGAGCAAAGCGAACUUGAGUCAAUAAGCAUUAGUGUCUUUCAAAGGCAUUGAGAAUUUUUCAGAACAUCAUGGUCAAACGUGAUUUUUGAUUAAGUGCAGUGUUAUUAUAUGUGAAUUAGUAUUGUAAUUCGUAACCGGCUUUUUUAAACAGUUUUUCGCCGUUCCCAUUUAUACAACAAGUUUUUGAUCUCUAAGAAGUUUUCGAGACUUUGAUUUUAUUUCAUAUAAUUCAUCUAAUCGUUUAGUAUUUUUGCAUUAUACAAAUUAAGAAAUACACCAUCUAACGGGUACAAAAAAAAAAUUCAAUCGGCAUCAACGAUUAAGAAAUCAAAACAAUUUAGAGCAAAAAAAAAAAGAAAUAAUAUCGAACUUGUAGUGUUUUGUAGAGAAAGGAAUUUCAUUUUAAAUAGGUAACAAUUAAAAACAUUUGGUAAAAUAAUUUAAUAAUUACUUAAACACCAAAUAAAAAUGGCUGAAGAAAAAAAUGAAACUAGCCCAUCGGCAGAAAGUGAAAAAAAAAUUAACGAGCCCACUACUCCAACGAAAAACGAACAAAAUGAUGUCGAGGAUAAUAAAAAUGAAGAGGAGAAAAAGAAUGGAGAAAAUGAUGAUUCAGAGAAAGCCAAUGAAAAUAAUGAUGAAAAACAAAUAGCUGAACCAAAAGAUAUGCGUGCCAUUGUCUUAAAUGGUUUUGGUGGUCUCAAAAGUAUCAAAGUUUUGAAAAAACCAGAACCUAAUGUUGCCGAUGAUGAAGUUCUGAUUAAAGUCAAAGCAUGUGGCUUAAGUUUCCAAGAUUUAAUGGUAAGACGAGGUGCUAUCGAUUCACCACCAAAGCCUCCAUUUAUCAUGGGUUCAGAGUGUGCUGGUGAAAUUGAUGCUGUCGGCGAAAAUGUGAAAGAUUUCAACGUGGGUGAUCGAGUGGUGGCAUUGCCAGAUCAUAAAGCUUGGGCGGAGUCAGUCGCAGUAUCAACAAAUGCUGUUUAUAAAAUACCAGAUAAUAUGAGUUUUACUGAUGCUGCAGCACUCACUAUGAAUUAUACAAUUGCUUAUAUUCUUCUAUUUGACUUGGCUUGUAUUACUCCUGGAAAAAGUUUACUUCUUCAUAGUGCUGGAGGUGGAGUGGGGCAAGCAAUCAUUCAAUUGGCAAAAACUGUCAAAGAUGUCACUAUUUUUGGAGUUUGUGGAAAAUCGAAAAUUGAAGAACUAAAAUCUCAAAAUAAUAUUGAUUACCUAUUAGAACGUGGUACAGACUAUUCCAGUGAAAUUCGAAAAAUUUCACCGGAAGGUGUAGAUAUUGUAUUGGACUGUCUAUACGGUGAGGAAUGCAACAAAGGUUAUUCUUUAUUAAAACCCAUGGGUAAAUACAUAUUAUAUGGAUCAAGCAAUUUGGUAACUGGAGAAACAAAAAGCUUUUUUUCUGUUGCACGAUCAUGGUGGCAAGUUGACAAAAUUUCACCUAUUAAGUUAUUCGAUGAAAACAAAACUAUUUCGGGUUUCAAUCUUCGUCAUUUAAUGUACCAACAAGGAGGCUACAAUUUUGUAAGAAAAACUGUAGAACAAGUAUUUAAUCUUUGGAAUGAUGGUCUUAUUAAACCAAAAAUUGAUUCAACCUGGGCUUUAGAAGAUAUUCCUGAAGCAAUGCAAAAAAUGCAUGAUCGUAAAAAUAUUGGUAAAAUUGUUCUCGAUCCCAGCUUGGUACCUAAACCUAAACCAGUUACACCAGCAAAAAAUAGAGUAAAAGAUAAGAAAGCUACAAGUCAAGAUGAAAAAAAAAGUACUAACAUUGUUGAAUCUGAAGAGAAUGAGACCAAGAAAGAUCCAGAAUUAACUAAUGGAACAUCUGAAGAUAAAUCGGAUAAUGAUUCUAAAGAAAAAGAAUCGAGUUAAAUUUUGACAUAUAUCGAACAAGAAUACUUGAUUGAAAUUAUCAAUUUAAGAGAUCAUGAAAAAAAUUACAAAUCUAUAAGCUAAUUACGUUAUAGUUUACAUGUAAGGGCAUUUUAAAAACACGUUUAGCAACACAAUUAAAUCAUUUUUGGAGAUCAGUUUUUAUAGCAUAUUGUAAUUUUUAUAUAUUAUUAUUGAAAUGAAUAUUCUUAUAUCGUUUAAUGAUGUACUAAAUUUAUUUUUUAAGAUAUAAAACGAACAAUGAACCUACAAUAGUUUUAUAAAAAAUAUGCUCAAUUUUUAUUUCAAAAUUUUUUCUAUCAAUUUACCAUAUACCUAUUAACAAAAUAUUAAGACUUCAAGUUUACAAAACACUUUAUUCAGAGAUCAAUGAUUAUUUUUAAUAUAUUGCAGCUUUUGAAAAAAAAAUAUAUUUAAUGAUAUAACACUUACAAAGUAAAAAUUUUCAAUCAUAAAAUAUCAGAACAAAUAAU
Messenger RNA from Chelonus insularis, 2461 nucleotides. Its product is annotated as synaptic vesicle membrane protein VAT-1 homolog-like. Gene Ontology annotation, molecular function: oxidoreductase activity; zinc ion binding. The record is from RefSeq and is a predicted model, not a curated record. The transcript has 7 exons. Lineage: Eukaryota; Metazoa; Arthropoda; Insecta; Hymenoptera; Braconidae. Bases 549 to 1967 code for a protein of 472 amino acids.